Molecule: messenger RNA, 1104 nt
Organism: Budorcas taxicolor (takin)
Lineage: Eukaryota; Metazoa; Chordata; Mammalia; Artiodactyla; Bovidae
Gene: NKX2-3
Product: NK2 homeobox 3
Exons: 2
Coding region: 1-1104 (367 amino acids)
Biological process (GO): regulation of transcription by RNA polymerase II; cell differentiation
Cellular component (GO): nucleus
Molecular function (GO): RNA polymerase II cis-regulatory region sequence-specific DNA binding; DNA-binding transcription factor activity, RNA polymerase II-specific
Source: RefSeq, a predicted model, not a curated record
AUGAUGUUACCAAGCCCGGUCACCUCCACCCCUUUCUCAGUCAAAGACAUUCUGAAUCUGGAGCAGCAGCAGCAACAGCACUUCCACGGCGCGCACCUGCAGGCGGACUUGGAGCACCACUUCCACUCGGCGCCCUGCAUGCUAGCCGCCGCUGAGGGGACUCAGUUUUCGGACGGAGGGGAGGAAGACGAGGAAGAAGAGGGCGAGAAACUGUCCUAUUUAAACUCACUAGCUACAGCCGAUGGCCACGGGGAUUCGGGGCUCUGCCCCCAGAGCUUUGUCCACACGGUCCUGCGAGACUCGUGCAGCGGGCCUAAGGAACAUGAAGAGGAGCCCGAGGUCGUGAGGGACGGGAGCCAAAAAAGCUGCCAACUGAAGAAACCUCUGGAGGCAGCCGGAGACUGUAAGGCGGCAGAGGAGAGCGAAAGGCCGAAGCCACGCAGCCGCCGGAAGCCCCGGGUCCUCUUCUCGCAAGCCCAAGUCUUCGAGCUGGAACGCAGGUUCAAGCAGCAGCGGUACCUGUCGGCGCCCGAGCGCGAGCACCUCGCCAGCAGCCUAAAGCUCACGUCCACCCAGGUGAAGAUCUGGUUCCAGAAUCGCAGGUACAAGUGCAAGAGACAGCGGCAGGACAAGUCUCUGGAGCUGGGCGGGCACGCGCCCCCGCCGCCGCCGCGCCGUGUGGCGGUGCCGGUGCUGGUGCGGGACGGCAAGCCGUGCGUCACUCCUGGCGCGCCCGCCUACGGCGCGCCCUACAGCGUGGGCGCGGGAGCCUACUCCUACAACAGCUUCCCUGCCUAUGGCUACGGGAACUCGGCAGCCGCCGCCGCAGCCGCCGCCGCUGCAGCCGCCGCCGCCGCGGCCUACAGCGGCAGCUACGGCUGUGCGUAUCCCGCAAGCGGUGGCAGUGGCGGCGGCGGCGGCGGGGCCUCCUCGGCGGCCUCGGCCAUGCAGCCCGCCUGCAGUGCGUCUGGAGGCGGCCCCUUCAUGAACGUGAGCAACCUGGCCGGCUUCGGGGGCGGCGGCGGCGCGCAGCCGUUGCACCAGGGUGCGACGGCGGGGGCCGCGUGCGCUCAGGGCACCUUGCAGGGCAUCCGGGCCUGGUAG